Rhodotorula toruloides NP11 is the source of this 540-nucleotide messenger RNA. RefSeq lists its product as uncharacterized. The transcript has 4 exons. The coding region runs from base 1 to 540 and encodes 179 amino acids. NCBI's taxonomy places the organism in Eukaryota, Fungi, Basidiomycota, Microbotryomycetes, Sporidiobolales, Sporidiobolaceae. The record is from RefSeq and is a predicted model, not a curated record.
AUGUCGGCUGUCCCACCAGACUACGCGCAGAGGACGCUGGCCGCGCUAGUCGCACGUGAACCGCACCUCCAGACCUGGCGAGACAGUCUUGAUGUCGAGGAGAUCCAGCAGGCGCUGGCGCGGGGCGGGCGAAACGCUGUACAAGACUUUGUCAUCUCUGUCGCCCUUUUGAGGAUUGCAGGGUCUCCGUCAUCCAUCGUCAAGCGUGGUGAACCGGUCCUGCCGAACACGCACGACCUGGUGGCAGCCAUCGAAGCUAGGCGUCUCCUGAUCUUCAACCUCCCUGCCGCCUUCGUUCAGCACGCCAUCCAGACGAUCCAACGCGGCUUCGAGGCGCAAGCGCGCAAAGCCAACGCCACGAAUGCGUCCGCGCUGUGGGCUCUGAGCAACGCGGCCGUCAACCCCGAGCUGUGGAUGCUCAGCGAGGCUGCCAAUGCUGGGCAGCAGCACUCGCUCCUCAAGCCGUCGAUCGGGCGUCGAGUCGCGAGGAUGCACGGAACGACGAAGGAGGACUGGGAGAGGCGCGCGAGGGCUUUCUGA